Messenger RNA from Notothenia coriiceps (black rockcod), 630 nucleotides. RefSeq names its product actin-binding LIM protein 2-like. The coding region runs from base 1 to 630 and encodes 209 amino acids. Gene Ontology annotation, cellular component: actin cytoskeleton. Gene Ontology annotation, biological process: lamellipodium assembly. The transcript has 5 exons. Gene Ontology annotation, molecular function: actin filament binding. Lineage: Eukaryota; Metazoa; Chordata; Actinopteri; Perciformes; Nototheniidae. The record is from RefSeq and is a predicted model, not a curated record.
AUGCUGUUCAUUGAUUACAAUUCAGCUUUCAACACCACUGUUCCCUCCAAGCUGGUCAUCAAGCUCAGAGACCUCGGGCUCAAUAGCGCCCUCUUGUGUGGAGCUGAGUUGGCCCAGGGAGGCUUCUUCGUGCGUCAGGGGGAGUACAUCUGUACUCUGGACUACCAGCGAAUGUAUGGAACUCGCUGCUUCAGCUGCCAGGACUUCAUUGAGGGGGAGGUGGUGUCCGCGCUGGGGAAGACCUACCACCCCCGCUGCUUCGUCUGCGCCUCCUGCAAACAGCCAUUUCCCGCCGGCGACAGAGUGACAUUUAACGGGAAGGAGUGUAUCUGCCAGAAGUGUACCGAGCCCCUCCCUGCCAGCAGCCCAGCACCCAUCCAGGCCGUCCACAAUUGCUGCGGCUGUGGGAAGGAGUUUAAGAACGAACAGUCUCUGGUGGCACUGGACAAGCACUGGCACCUUGGCUGCUUCAAAUGCAAAGUGUGCAACAAGGUGCUCAAUGCUGAGUACAUCAGCAAGGAUGGAAUCCCCUUCUGUGAGAUGGACUACCACGCCAUGUUUGGCAUCCAGUGUGAGAGCUGCAAGAACUACAUCACCGGAAAAGUCCUGGAGGUACCAUCACAUAACUAA